GACCCCGACCUCGACUCCUCCACAGCCUCCCCCGGCCAUCCAGACUCGCCGCGUCAACUCACCGCUGCCUUUGAGGCGUGGUCGGAGCGGGCACGGGACUGGUUUUCGGCCUUCAAUGCGGCCCUGCGUGAUCCCUCUUACCUGCCCUUCAUCGAAGGCAAACUUGCUGCCCUGGAAGAAGACUUCUUGCAGAUGUUUGCAGAACUGGAGACCGCUAGACAGGCUCGGGAAACCAAGGUCACUCAAUGUGUCUGUCGCGAUAAGGCCACGCGUAGUUUCAUCGCUGACCCCCGGGCGUCGUCAAGCAGGACUUCAGACGAGCAACUUCAGGCCUAUCUCGCUCUGCAGGUUCGUUUAUUUGCGACAUGGAGUCGCUCACUCCGUCCCCCUC
Messenger RNA from Dibothriocephalus latus, 391 nucleotides. The record is from the annotation of a GenBank genome assembly. Lineage: Eukaryota; Metazoa; Platyhelminthes; Cestoda; Diphyllobothriidea; Diphyllobothriidae.